AAGAGUUCCUAUUCGAAUCAUUAGCAAAAGUGAAGGAUUCCAUUCUCCCAAAUAAAUUUUUGCUUAUAGGAAAUGCAGACCCUCCAAAAUUCUCAACUCCAUUUGGCUUCGUGGAAAUCUGAUCCAGUGAUUGAACCUACAAACUUCUACUUCUGAAGUGGGAUCUCGUUGCGAGUUUCUGUGUUUUUCUUUUUAAAUGUUUUUUUUUUUUUUUGGUUGGACCCCACUGGCACACCAUCUUUGGAAAGAAGAGUCUGGUUCUUGCGUUCUCCGAAGGUCGUCAUCGACCCAUAGCCCAUAGCCAUGGCUGCCGCGUCUCUCCAACUCCAACGCUUAUUCUCCAUCCUCUUCCCAUCGAAACCACCAACCACUACCGCACGACCACCACCCUCGGAUCUCCAUCUUCCCAAGAAGCCCACAUCUGGGUGGGUCCCCCUAGUGGCCACCCGGGACCCCACAAUUUUCGCUCCUCCUUCAACCUACGAUUACGACGUCAUCCCCACACUGUACCCUGCACUCGCGCACUCGAACACCCUUUUCUUCAAAUCUUCGUACAACGUCCAAAUCAUAGUGGGUGAGAACGAGCCCGAAGAGAUAUUGCUGAACCGGUUCAGGAGGGAGGUCUUGAAGGCCGGCGUGAUCCAAGAGUGUAAACGGAGAAGGUUUUUUGAGAACAAGCAGGACAAGAAGAAGAGGAAGGCACGUCAGGCUGCCAGAAGGAACCGAAAGAGGCGCCCACAACCAAGAGAUCUGAUGCAGGCUAAACAGGAAACACCUAGGAAGAAAAAGAACGAGGAAGAAGAUGAUAACUGGGAAGAUUAUGAAGUAGAUCUUCCAUACUGUUGAUGCCGGAUGACAAUGAAGAAUGAAGUUUUCGAAGAGGCUUUGGUUUUUGACUCCAUUAAUGUUCAGGAGAGUGCUUUUGUGUAGCUGCUUGUAGUUCAACCUGUUGUUAUGUAGACUUGUAUAUUGUAUUUAGCUGUCUAUUUGGGGAAAUUUUUUAUUUGAAAGC
Juglans microcarpa x Juglans regia is the source of this 1012-nucleotide messenger RNA. RefSeq names its product 30S ribosomal protein S21, chloroplastic-like. Gene Ontology annotation, cellular component: ribosome. Gene Ontology annotation, biological process: translation. The transcript is spliced from 2 exons. NCBI's taxonomy places the organism in Eukaryota, Viridiplantae, Streptophyta, Magnoliopsida, Fagales, Juglandaceae. Bases 304 to 846 code for a protein of 180 amino acids. Gene Ontology annotation, molecular function: structural constituent of ribosome. The record is from RefSeq and is a predicted model, not a curated record.